CUGGGGCGGCACCCGAUGCAAGACGCGGAUUGUGACGCAGACGCGCGGCGUGCUCGGUGCGCAGGCGCUCUCGGCGGCGAAUCGGCGGUUUCCGGUUCCGCCGCCCUCUUUUUCUUCAACGAGGCUCCAGAGCGGCAGACGCAGAGAUGCAGAUCUUUGUGAAGACCCUGACGGGCAAGACCAUCACCCUCGAGGUCGAGCCCAGUGACACCAUUGAGAAUGUCAAAGCCAAAAUUCAAGACAAGGAGGGUAUCCCACCUGAUCAGCAGCGUCUGAUAUUUGCAGGCAAACAGCUGGAGGAUGGCCGCACUCUCUCAGAUUACAACAUCCAGAAAGAGUCCACCCUGCACUUGGUACUUCGCCUCCGAGGUGGCAUCAUUGAGCCUUCUCUGCGCCAGCUUGCCCAGAAGUACAACUGUGACAAGAUGAUCUGUCGCAAGUGUUAUGCCCGCCUGCACCCCCGUGCUGUGAACUGCCGCAAGAAGAAGUGUGGCCACACCAACAACCUUCGCCCCAAGAAGAAGGUCAAAUAAAGCUCCUCCACUGGCUCCUUUCCCCAAGGAGUGGCCUCCUGCCCAAGCCCCAUGUAUGGCCUUGGGACCUCAAUAAAAUUUCCCUUACAUUGACUGGAGCAGUAA
Molecule: messenger RNA, 638 nt
Organism: Marmota monax (woodchuck)
Lineage: Eukaryota; Metazoa; Chordata; Mammalia; Rodentia; Sciuridae
Gene: Uba52
Product: ubiquitin A-52 residue ribosomal protein fusion product 1
Exons: 5
Coding region: 147-533 (128 amino acids)
Biological process (GO): translation; modification-dependent protein catabolic process; protein ubiquitination
Cellular component (GO): ribosome; nucleus; cytoplasm
Molecular function (GO): structural constituent of ribosome; ubiquitin protein ligase binding; protein tag activity
Source: RefSeq, a predicted model, not a curated record